Molecule: messenger RNA, 2596 nt
Organism: Lytechinus pictus (painted urchin)
Lineage: Eukaryota; Metazoa; Echinodermata; Echinoidea; Temnopleuroida; Toxopneustidae
Product: SWI/SNF-related matrix-associated actin-dependent regulator of chromatin subfamily D member 1-like
Exons: 3
Coding region: 19-357 (112 amino acids)
Source: RefSeq, a predicted model, not a curated record
GAUACACUGAAAGAGCAGAUGAAGUCUUUUCUUCUCUCCACCGCCAGUCAACAGGAGAUUGCAGUAUUGGACAAUAAGAUUCAUGAGACCGUGGAGACGAUAAAUCAGCUGAAAGUUCAACGUGAAUUCAUGUUAGGGUUUGCCAGGGAUCCUCAGCAGUUCAUCAGUGAAUGGCUGGUAUCACAAGUUAGAGAUCUGAAGUGUAUGACCGAUGUUGUCAACAACCCCGAAGAGGAACGUCGAGUAGACUUCUACCACCAGCCGUGGGCUCAGGAGGCCGUCCGGCGAUACUUCCAGAGCAAGGUCCAGCAACGGCGUGCGGAGCUGGAACAGGCUCUUGGUAUACGUCACACCUGAUCGCAAACAUUCCUAUUGAAUUUAACAUCUCUUAGAGUCCAGUGUUGGUCAGAAAGCAUCUGUUUGCCAAGGAGUGGGGAAGGGGUAGGGGUAUGGAGCAGGGAUAGUUGGAGGGGGAGGAUGUGCAGGGGGUAUGGGAUGGGGCAGACCUGCCAACCAGUACGUUUUUUUUUUUUUUUUUUAUACAAAAUCGUAAUUUAUUGAGAAAAAUCGUCUCUUUAUGUCUCUAUUUCAUAAAACGUACACAAAUAUGGUUAUUAGAUCAAUGUAAUUUCAGGUAACCUGUUUUAUUUUCAAUCAUUUUGUUAAAACCAGGGUGAAGAUAUUCACAUGUUUCAAUGUUGUUUUUUUUCAUCUGGAAAAGCAGUGCGCAUUUUAGCUUGCAUGCAGCUUGAGCGCCGCGAUGAGCGAGUGCGCCAGGCAUUUUAUGAUGAAAUACACUUUUUGGGGGAAAAAUACAGUUUUUUAUCACAGAAUACAGUUUUUCAUUCCCAGAGGUUGGCAGGUCUGAUGGGGGUGGUUGCUGGAGAGGAAAGAAUGUUAAGGGGGGUAGGGAUGGGGUGGAAGGGGAUGGGAGGACAGGCUCAGGUAGAAGUUCUGAGCCCCGUCUUACAAAGAGUUUUGAUUGACCUGAUCAACCACAACUAUGGAAAGCCAGCAACAUCAACAAUUAAAAUGGAUGUUUGCUCAAAAUAUUAUCUAGAUAUGCUAUGAAUUCAUACAUUCAUUGUUUUCUUGAAUUUUAGUGUGCUCCUCUUUGUUUACAAAGGACAUUGCGCAGAUUUUUUUUUGAAAAAAAAUGAUGACACAUUGAUGGAUUUCCAUACAGUUGAGGUUGAUUGGAUCAAUUAUAACUCUUGUUAGAUGGACCACAUAUGUGGCUAAAUACCUGUCAACCUAAAAUAUUGUACCUUGAUUCACUAAGAGUUUAAUUCUUCUUUUCCAUUAAAAGGAGUAUUCUUGAUAAGAAUCAAAGCAGUUGUUACCCGGCAAAUCAAAUAACAGAGAAAAAUCUGUGCAUUACCCUUUUCGAGGAUGGAUACUCUUUGCUGCCUGUGUAGCUUUAUUCUGAAUAUAAGUUUUUAUGCUUUUUUUUGUUGUUGUUUAGUUUUGACAGUGUAAGUAGUAUUUGUAACCACAUACGUGUACAUGUAAUUCUUCAUCUUCUGUUAAUGUUUUUUGUUGUUGUAAUUUUUGUAUAAUUAUUUUCCAAUGCUGACUUACUUUUGUUGACUCUGGCCAACUCUCCACAUGAACAAAAGGUGUCAUAUCUAUGCAGUUGUAUAAAUGUAAAUCACAUUCAUGAUUCACUCCAACACUAAGGAAACAUUUCUCUUGUCAUUGUUUUCAUUUGAUUUUCAAAGUAAAUGGGCUUCAUUUUAUAGUUGGCCAUAUUUUGAAACAUAAUCCAGGAAUCCUUGGUUUUCACAUCACACAGGUCCAUCUGUUUAGCAUGAGGAUCAUAAAUGCUGUCACGCUAUUUGCCCAAUCAUACUUUGUAUUUUAAUAGUUUGGAUCGAAUUUCAUUGCUGUACGAUCAAACACGAUGACUUGAAUAUGGAAUUACCAGCGUAUUCUUAGGUUUAUUUCAAACAUCCUGACCAUGAGACUCUAGUAAUAGGAUGAAUUUUGUAUUAAUUUUGUUUCAGUUUGUAUCUAAGGAAAUUAGUUAGUAGUUUGUGUAUCAGAUACUCCCUCUCAAGAAAUGCAAACACCAGAUUGCUUGCCAUCUCCCAUGUGGUCUUCUAGAAACCUACGGGUGGGGAGGGCUGAUUUUACUGUAUGUGGUUGUACAAACUUGGAAUGGUCAAUCCAAGUUAUUUAAAAGUAUCAUUAAUAAGAUCAUAAAAAAACCUAUAUUUGCAAUUUGUGAUAUUAUUUGAUAAAAUUCGAAUUUUAUGAAAUUAAUAACCUCAUCCAGGGGCCCCAUUUCACAAAAUUUGUUAUAAUAACAAAUUUGCAAUAACAGUUUAAAGCUACUGAAUUAGUUCAACUUGAUUGGUUGAUAGUUAACUUGUUAUAGAAAUUGUGCAUUUGUUAUUAUAACAAGUAUCUAUGAAGCAAGACCCAGAUAAUUCUUUGAUUCAUAAACUUGAAUUGUAAAGUAAUUCAAUCACUCACGUAAUGUGUCGAUAGUAAUGCAUCACUUUCAGUUCCAUUCAUGAUUUUUUUUUCUCAUUUUCUUUUUGUUUUCCAAAAAAAAAGCAUGUUUGUAAUAAAUGGUUGAAUAAAGAAACCA